AUGCCAAACGUAUCUGUAGAACAUACAGCAACAGAACUCCUCAUCGAUAGAUUGAAUCUCAUUGAAAUAAAUAUGGGCCGCUAUUUAUAUCCAUUUAUCUUUAGUCUUGGAAAUAUUGGUUGUAUUCUAAAUAUUUUAAUUCUAACACAGCGCGUGUAUCUUCAAAGUUCAUGUUCAUGUUAUAUUCUUGCUUCAUCGAUUACUAAUUUAUUCAUUGUCAAUAUUGAUAUUCUUUUUCAUAUGUUGUCAUUUGGCUUUGGUAUUGAUCCAACAACAACCUCCUUAUAUUUCUGUAGAUUUCGACAAUAUCUCUCUCAUGUUACCACGUUAUUAUCAAGAAUUUACAUUGUAUUGGCAUGUAUAGAUCGAUGGGCAAUGACCUCUACAAGUGUUAAACUUCGAAGUUAUAGUAAAGUAAACGUCGCGAAAAUAAUAAUACCUUCGGUAGCCAUUGUCUGGUCUAUUAUUUCUCUUCAUAUUCCAUGGCAUCAUUUCAUUGUUAAUGGUCGAUGUAUGGUGAUAUUACGUGAUUAUUCAAUAUUCUACAAUAUUUAUAAUACAGUUUUAUCCGUCUUUUUUAUACCUAUUAUAAUGAUCAUUUUUGGUUUUUUAACUAUUCGACAUGUUAAACUGAGUCGUCAACGUGUUAAUCCUCGAUUGAACAGAAAUCCGAUACUUAUUAGUCAGCAACAAGUCAAAGUUAAUGUUAAAUCUAGAGAAUAUGAAAUACUUAUCAUGAUACUUGUUCAAUUAGCUGUUUAUCUUAUCACAUGUUUACCUUUUCCAAUGUAUUUACUCUGUUCAACUGUAACAAUUUCAUGGAUAAAAUCGAAUGUUCAAUUAGCUCUCGAUAGGUUCUACUCGAAUAUUACUGUUGCAUUGAAUAAUAUUAAUUUCAGUGCCACAUUCUAUAUUUAUAUUUUGACAACUCGUGUAUUUCGAAAAGACUUGAAACGUUUAUUCGUAGAAAAUCGAUUAUUUAAAAUUUAUUUUGCUCCACGAUGGACUCCAACGCCUUUGAAAACAAACAAUGGUACCAUUGGGACUAUUGCCGUUACCAUGAACCAACAAAACUUAGCUAGUAUACAGUGUCGAAGAUAA
Molecule: messenger RNA, 1101 nt
Organism: Rotaria socialis
Lineage: Eukaryota; Metazoa; Rotifera; Eurotatoria; Philodinida; Philodinidae
Source: the annotation of a GenBank genome assembly